Spodoptera littoralis (African cotton leafworm) is the source of this 1007-nucleotide messenger RNA. The record is from the annotation of a GenBank genome assembly. NCBI's taxonomy places the organism in Eukaryota, Metazoa, Arthropoda, Insecta, Lepidoptera, Noctuidae.
UUUGAUGUCUAUGGAUGGUUUUGGUUGACAUGACAUGACACUGUUUUGGCGUCGCUGUCAAGUAAACGGUUUGAGAAUUUGAACGUAAAAGUUGGAGAAGUUACGAUUUCCAACAAACAAACAAAUUAUUUAUUUGGUUUAAUCGAAAAUUUGGUGAUGAAGUAGUAGUGUUUAUAGAAAACUACGAGACUGGGAAGAUUUUAUUCACUUGAGCUGCUUACUCGUGGAAAAUAUUUUGAUUAAAAUCUUUAAAGUCACAACUGGCACAAUGAGUAUCAUUGAAGAAAAUUGGAAUAUUCAUUACAAUUUAAAAAGUAUUGAAGAAAACAGUUACAUGGAAUUUGAAAAUAAAGUAGAAUCUUUACAUGAAAAAUUUUUGAGUGUCAUAGAAAACGGCUUUAAGCAUAAAAAGUUCAAUUGGAACAGCAAUGUUACUCAUAAUCACGACGUUGAGUUAAAAACUUUAAUAGAACGUAAUAAGCAAAUGAGGCAGGACAUUGACAAGAAACUUGAAGAAUUUUCACAACAAAAGGUUCAAUAUGAAAACUACAAAAAGGAUCAAAAACUGUUAUCUCAAGAAAUUAAAGAGACACAUGAAGCUUUCCUCAUGGCUAAGAAAUAUUACAAGAAGUUUUUGAAAAUGUAUUAUACAAUAGAAUCAAAAAGUCCAGGAAAGCAAACCAUUUAUGUCCAAUUUUUCACUGAAGCCAAAAAGGAGUCUGAAAAUUAUUCUGUUCGAUUACUAAAAGACACAAAGACUGGAUGCUAUCACUUGUCCAGUGUUACACCAAAACUAUCUGACUUCAAAGAAUUGCAGAAAAGAUUAGAUGACACGAAUGAUGUUCCCGGUGCACUUUGUUGCAUAAGACAAGCAUUCAUGAACAUGAAAAUGAAUAAGAAAUGAACUAACACAUUAAAAGUAAUUAUUAAUUUCAUACCACCAAAAGGACAAACCAUGACAAUUAAGAAAAAAGUGUAUGGUUACUACUGUGUAUGGUUACUACUUC